AUGGAGAGCCUUUACCAUCAGCAACCAAUCUAUCUCUUUUCUUCAAUAGCUAAUUUCCAGACUUUCAUCCCAGACCAUCUGCAACCAAUUUGCCUCUUUUCUUCAACAGCUAAUUUCCAGACUUUCCUUCUAAUUUGCCUCUUUUCUUCAAUAGCUAAUUUCCAGAAAUUCCUCCCAGACCAUCUGCAACCAAUUUGCCUCUUUUCUUCAACAGCUAAUUUCCAGACUUUCAUCCCAGACCAUCUGCAACCAAUUUGCCUCUUUUCUUCAACAGCUAAUUUCCAGACUUUCCUUCUAAUUUGCCUCUUUUCUUCAAUAGCUAAUUUCCAGAAAUUCCUCCCAGACCAUCUGCAACCAAUUUGCCUCUUUUCUUCAACAGCUAAUUUCCAGACUUUCAUCCCAGACCAUCUGCAACCAAUUUGCCUCUUUUCUUCAACAGCUAAUUUCCAGACUUUCCUUCUAAUUUGCCUCUUUUCUUCAAUAGCUAAUAUCCAGAAAUUCCUCCCAGACCAUCUGCAACCAAUUUGCCUCUUUUCUUCAAUAGCUAAUAUCCAGAAAUUCCUCCCAGACCAUCUGCAACCAAUUUGCCUCUUUUCUUCAACAGCUAAUUUCCAGAUUUUCCUUCCAAUUUGCCUCUUUUCUUCAAUAGCUAAUAUCCAGAAAUUCCUCCCAGACCUUCUGCAACCAAUUUGCCUCUUUUCUUCAAUAGCUAAUUUCCAGAAAUUCCUCCCAGACCAUCUGCAACCAAUUUGCCUCUUUUCUUCAAUAGCUAAUUUCCAGAAAUUCCUCCCAGACCAUCUGCAACCAAUUUGCAUCUUUUCUUCAACAGCUAAUUUCCAGAUUUUCCUUCCAAUUUGCCGCUUUUCUUCAAUAGCUAAUAUCCAGAAAUUCCUCCCAGACCAUCUGCAACCAAUUUGCCUCUUUUCUUCAAUAGCUAAUAUCCAGAAAUUCCUCCCAGACCAUCUGCAACCAAUUUGCCUCUUUUCUUCAACAGUAAAUUUCCAGACUUUCAUCCCAGACCAUCUGCAACCAAUUUGCCUCUUUUCUUCAACAGCUAAUUUCCAGACUUUCCUUCCAAUUUGCCUCUUUUCUUCAAUAGCUAAUUUCCAGAAAUUCCUUCCAGACCAUCUGCAACCAAUUUGCCUCUUUUCUUCAAUAGCUAAUUUCCAAAUUUUCUUCCCAGAUCAUCCUCAACUUAACCUUUUGUUGAUAUCUAUCUAUCUAUCCUCCUGUCUAUAUCUAUCUAUCCACCUGUCUAUGUCAGUCUGUUGUUAUCUAUCUAUCUAUCUAUCUAUCUCUUUUCCCUCCACUUCAUUCUUAUUUAUCUAUCUAUCUAUCUCAGUCUGUUCAUUAUCUAUCUAUCUAUCUCUCUAUCUAUCUCAGUCUGUUCAUAUGUAUGUAUCUAUCUAUCUAUCUAAGUCUGUUCAUAUCUAUCUCUCUAUCUCAGCCUUCUGUUCAUAUCUAUCUAUCUAUCUAUCUCAGUCAGUACAUAUCUAUCUAUCUCAGUCAGUACGUAUCUAUCUAUCUAUCUAUCUAUCUAUCUAUCUAUCUAUCUAUCUAUCUAUCUAUCUAUCCCUGUCUUUUCUUUCUUUUUCCUUGCUAUCUUUCUUUCUUUUUCCGUCUUCUUUCUUUCUUUCCCCUUGUCAUCUUUCUUUUCUGUCAUUUUCCUCCCUUCCUUCCUUUGUCAUAUUUCUUUCUUUUUCCUUGUUAACUUUCUGUCUUUUACCUUGUCAUCUUUUACCUUGUCAUCUUUCUUUCUUUCUUUCUUUCUCUUUCUUUCGUUCUCCCCUUGUCAUUCUUCUUUCUUCUUCCUUUCUUUCUUUCUUUCUCCCCUUGUCAUCUUUCUUUCUUUCUUUCUCCCCUUGUCAUUUUUCUUUCUUCUUCCUUUCUUUCUUUCUCCCCUUGUCAUUUUUCUUUCUUCUUCCUUUCUUUCUUUCUCCCCUUGUCGUCUUUCUUUCUUUGUCUUUGUCAUCGUCUUUUUUCCUUUUGCCCUUGUCCUUUCUUUCUUUUUCCUUGCUAUCUUUCUUUCUUUUUCCAUCUUCCUUCCCCCUUGUUUUUCUUUUGUUUUUUUGUUUUCAACUUUUCUUUCUUUCCUCUUUUGUCAUCUUUCUUUCUUUUCAUUCUUUCUUUGUCCUUUAA
Messenger RNA from Acanthosepion pharaonis, 2139 nucleotides. The record is from the annotation of a GenBank genome assembly. Lineage: Eukaryota; Metazoa; Mollusca; Cephalopoda; Sepiida; Sepiidae.